Trichoderma reesei QM6a is the source of this 2625-nucleotide messenger RNA. RefSeq lists its product as uncharacterized. Gene Ontology annotation, cellular component: cytoplasm. NCBI's taxonomy places the organism in Eukaryota, Fungi, Ascomycota, Sordariomycetes, Hypocreales, Hypocreaceae. The coding region runs from base 1 to 2625 and encodes 874 amino acids. Gene Ontology annotation, biological process: proteolysis. The record is from RefSeq and is a predicted model, not a curated record. The transcript has 5 exons. Gene Ontology annotation, molecular function: calcium-dependent cysteine-type endopeptidase activity.
AUGGGCUCUCAGGAUGCCAUUACGCUGCACUCGCGGAAAGUGGUGAAGCCGCAGCAGACGCAGCAGGAGGCGAUUGACGAGUUUUGGGCAAAGUUUACGACCAAGGCGCCGGGCAAGGCAACUACUGUGCUGCCGCAGAAUCCAUACACUGCCCGCGUCGCCAGGAAGAAUGCCAAAGCCGCCUCAUCCUCCUCCACCACGCAGGCAUCCUACGAAACCGCGGCGGCUAUGUGCCGGGCCAAGGUGGAAAAGAUUGUCCGGGAAUGCCGCCGAGUCAACAAAAAGUACCGCGAUCCGCACUUUGACCUCGAGGCCGACCUGAAGCUGGGCCGUCGCGACUGUUUGGAGUCCCUCUCCAACUUUGACGCCCUCGAGAACCCCGGCAAGGACUUUAAGCCGGGCAGUGCGAAACGUGUCGUGGAUAUCUUUGACAAGCCGCAGUUCUACAUUGACGGCCCGACGGCUAAUGACGUGAGGCAGGGUCGAGACGGCGACUGCUGGCUCAUGUCGGCGCUGUGCACGCUGAGCAACAAGAAGGGGCUGAUUGAGAGAUUGUGCGUGGCUCAUGAUCAGCAGGUUGGUGUCUAUGGGUUUGUCUUUUACAGGGACGGCGAGUGGAUUUCUGAGAUUGUGGACGACUUUCUCUAUCUCACCAAGUCCGACUAUAACGAGAAGCACUGGGAGAGAGUUCUCUUUGACGAAUUGGAGCGCAUCAACCCCGAAGAAGCCUACCGCAAGGUGUACCAGUCCAACAGCAGCGCGCUAUACUUUGCUCAGUGCCAGCAUCCUCAGGAGACUUGGCUCCCGCUGCUGGAGAAGUGCUAUGCAAAAGCGCACGGGGACUACGCUGCCAUCGAGGGCGGAUACGGAGGCGAGGGCAUUGAGGAUCUCACCGGCGGCGUCACCUCUGAGAUUUUCACGGCCGAUAUUCUCGACAAGGAAUACUUUUGGAAAGAAGAGCUGCUCAAAGUCAACGAGGACUUUCUCUUCGGCUGCAGUACUGGAGUAUGGGGGCCUAAUGCGAAUUGGGGGGAACGCAAGGGGAUACUUGAGCUUCAUGCCUACUCCAUCCAGCGAGCGGUGGACAUUGAUGGCAAGCGGUUACUCCGACUCAAGAACCCUUGGGGCAAGGGAGAGUGGAAAGGACCCUGGAGCGACGGUUCCAAGGAGUGGACUCCCGAAUGGCUCGAGAAGCUUGACCACCGCUUCGGCGAUGAUGGCGACUUUUGGAUCGCAUACGAAGACCUGCUGCAGAAAUAUCAAGCCUUUGAGAGGACUCGGCUGUUUGACGACUCUUGGCAGGUCUCUCAGAUUUGGACCACGGUAAAUGUUCCCUGGAUGCUGGACUACCACGACACUCACUUUUCGCUGCGUAUCGAGAAGCCUGGCCCGGUUGUGAUUGUUCUGUGCCAGAACGAUCAGAGAUACUAUCGAGGGCUUGAAGGUCAAUAUGAGUUUGAGCUGGCGUUUCGCGUUCACAGACACGGCCACGAGGAUUACCUUGUACGCAGCCAAGCACCGUACCGCAUGAGGCGGUCUGUCAAUGUCGAACUCGACCUGGAAGCAGGUGACUAUGAUAUUCGCAUCAAAAUCGACGCAACACGUCUCAACAGGCUGCUGCCUCUGGAAACGGUGGUCCGAAACAAUGCCAAGAAUCGACGAGAGAAGCUGACUCGCAUUGGCCUCGCAUACGACCUCGCACAUAGCAAAGGCAAACUAAUGGAAUCACCGGAGGAGAGGGCUGCCAGGGAAGCCCACGAGAAGCGCCUCAAAGACAAGGAACUAAGUCAGAUCAAGGAGAGGAUCCUUGACCGUCGAAGAGAUGAUCAUCAUCUCAACAAGAAACAGUACUCUAGGCUACAGAAACGGGAACGGAAGCGACGGGAGAAACAAAAGGCAAAGAACGCCGAGAGGAGAAGCAAGAGUAAGAAAGGCGAUGCUGAAGAAACUGACAUGGCCGAUGAAUCUACAGACAAGACUGGGCCACUCCCGGAGGCGAAUAGCAACGGCGACGGCCUGCCCCGUGAAGUCGACGAGAAUCAGGAAUCACCACCGUCGCAUGAUGGAGCCUCAAGGGCGAAAAGGAGAGCUCCCAAGUCUAUUGCUCCGGCAGAUAGAGUCCUCCAGCCAUCUUCGCUGUUUGGAGACACGGAUCGGAGGGAGCCAGCUUCGUCAUACUAUGAAUCCGAGAGUGAUGGCGACCUUGCGAGUUUGUCUUCGCUCUCUGAACUUUCCUCCCACGAGCUCGACCUGCAAGUCAAGGCUUAUAUGAAGAAUCAGCUGAACAAACCAACCGUUGUGACGCCACCGUCUCUCAAGUUUGAAGAUGAGCUGGAUGAGUUUGAAAGAGACCCCUGGAAUGCCGUUGUCGUCAUUGGAUUACGAGUGUACCAUCAGGCCGAUGAAGAAGACAGGAGCAAGGAAGUCAUCGAGCUCAAGGUGGUGCGCCCAAAUCCGUAUGCAGACUCGGAGGACGAAAACUCGGACGCCACGCAGCAGGCCGCCAGAGAAGAGCAAGAUUCGAAGAGCAAGGGCCUGGAUGUCGACGACAGUGCCAAGGAUGCAACGCUGGAGGGUGGCGUCAAGGACAGGAAGAAGAGCAUCGUGGGUGGAGGAGGGGAUUAG